Molecule: messenger RNA, 3198 nt
Organism: Liolophura sinensis
Lineage: Eukaryota; Metazoa; Mollusca; Polyplacophora; Chitonida; Chitonidae
Product: nitric oxide synthase 1-like
Exons: 24
Coding region: 1-3198 (1065 amino acids)
Biological process (GO): nitric oxide biosynthetic process
Molecular function (GO): heme binding; calmodulin binding; flavin adenine dinucleotide binding
Source: RefSeq, a predicted model, not a curated record
AUGCUCCCUACUCCAAAGAGAGCUCCCAGGGAACCCCGGGGCAAGGCCGAGCUCCAUCUCCACGCUAAAGACUUCAUCGACCAAUAUUACAAAUUCACCAAAAGGCUAAAUUCCACAGACCACAGCGACAGGCUGCGGGAGGUAACACAGUCGAUAGAAACACGGGGUUCCUAUGAACUAACCUAUGACGAACUGACGUUUGGUGCGAAAACUGCCUGGAGAAACGCAUCGAGGUGUAUCGGGCGUAUACAAUGGUCAAAUCUAAAGAUCUUCGACGCCCGACACGUGACCAGUGCACGUGAAAUGUUUGAUGCCAUUUGCGAGCACAUCCGGUAUGGUACAAACGGAGGUAACAUCCGGUCAGCCGUGACGGUCUUCCCUGCGCGAACAGACGGUAAACACGACUACAGGGUGUGGAAUUCUCAGCUAAUCCACUACGCAGGUUACAAACAGCCUGACGGGUCAGUGAUCGGAGAUCCGGCAAACGUCAGCUUCACGCAGGCAUGUCAGCGGAUGGGUUGGCAAGGAAACGGCGAAAUGUUUGAUGUUCUCCCGCUAGUACUGUCGGCGAACGGCGAAGAUCCCGAGUUUUUCGAGAUUCCACAAGAACUAGUGCUAGAGGUCCAGCUGGAGCACCCAACCUAUCCGUGGUUCGUCGACCUCGGCCUGAAGUGGUAUGGUGUGCCCAUGGUGUCUAACAUGAAGCUAGAUUGCGGUGGUUUGGAAUUUCCCGCCUGUCCCUUCAACGGCUGGUACAUGGGUACCGAGAUAGGAGCACGUGAUCUGUGUGAUCUUCAGCGCUAUAACGUGACAGAGAAAGUUGCUGUGAAAAUGGGUGUAGACACAGGAUCAAACUCGAGUCUCUGGAGAGACCGGGUCGUUUUGGAAGUCAAUGUUGCUGUUCUUCACAGUUUUCAGAAAGCCAAGGUGACAAUAACGGAUCACCAUACCGCCGCCGAAUCCUUCAUCACCCACUUCCGGAAGGAGCAGGGCCUGCGCGGAGGCUGUCCCGCCGAUUGGGUGUGGCUGGUGCCACCGAUAAGUGGAAGCACCAUGUCUGUCUUUCACCAAGAAAUGCUCAAUUACUACCUGAGACCUUCAUACGAGCACCAGGAUGUAGCCUGGGAAACGCAUGUCUGGAAGAAACCUCUGGCGACUGGAAGUGACUCAAAGAAACGAGAGAGGCGGAUAACAUUCCGACUAGUGGCCAGAUUGGCCAUUAUGAUGGGAUGGUUAGCCAAACCAGUGUUCUGCAAACGAGAGAAAUGUACUGUUCUAUACGGGACAGAGACGGGGAAGUCUGCUCGAUUUGCCCAACAACUAGCAGAAGUCUUCAGCUCAGUGUUUGAUGUGGCGGUCAUCUGUAUGGAUGAUUAUGACGUCAACGGUUUGGUGAAUGAGACAUUGGUUCUUGUGGUGACGAGUACGUUUGGAAGUGGAGACCCCCCUGGGAAUGCAGAGGUGUUCUUUAAGUCGCUGUCAGCUAUGGCCAGACAAGUUAGUUCAGGAGAAGAAAUCAUCAUUGAAAACACAAGAUAUGAAAAGCCUUUGCGCAACAUCAGAUACGCCGUAUUCGCCCUGGGAUCAAGUGCCUAUCCCUCAUUCUGCGCCUUUGGCCAUAGCCUGGACGACACACUGGCCGAUUUAGGAGCUCAAAGGAUUCACCCGACGGGCGAAGGGGACGAGCUUUGUGGGCAGGAGCGAUCUUUCACCUCCUGGACCAAGGAAACAUUUGUGUGUGCUUGCGACGAAUUCUCGGUUAACAACAACAACGCAACCACAGAGAAAUCACUGGACAUCUCAGUGAAUAAAGUGAUCUGGGCACCAGAGAAAUACCGCCUAAGGUCUGUGGCCGGGCAGAAGGAGCAGUCAGUAUGUGCUGGACUGACACAUCUUCACAGAAAAUCGGUGACUCCCUGUAAACUAAUAUACCGACAGUAUCUACAGGCCUUGUCGUCAAGUCGACAGACGAUCCUGGUGAAAAUGGACACAAACCGGGCACCCGAGCUUUCUUACCAGCCAGGAGACCACGUAGGCAUAUUUCCAGCCAAUCCCAAGCGUCUAGUUGACACUCUGCUGACGAAGUUGGUCGACGCUCCCCCUGCAGACCAGGUGGUGCAAAUCGAGGUCUUGGAAUCAACGUCGCUUUCUGGCAAAAAACAGCAAUGGAAGGCAAUGGGCAAGUUCCCUCCCUCCACAUUACAGAGGGCGCUGACGCAUUACUUGGAUAUCACAUCGGCUCCAACACAGUCGAUGUUACUCUUAUUGGCUUCCCUGGCAAGUGAUCAGACGGAGGCGGAGCAGUUGAGGACGUUAGGCUCUGAUGAUCCGGAUGCUUACCGCUGCUGGCUCAACACCACGUGCCCAAACCUUGUAGAUGUGCUGGAAAUGUUCGCGUCUGUCAAACUGACCAGUACCUUUCUGAUCUCCCAGCUUCCAGUGCUGCAGCAACGUUUUUACAGCGUCAGUUCAUCACCGAUCGCCUGCCCACGGGAAAUCCAUGUGACUCUAGGUGUUGUGCAGUGGCGACCCCAGGGUGAUUCUGGACCGAUUCAUUUGGGACUGUGUUCCAACUGGCUCAACACAUAUACCCUAGGGGAGAUAAUCCCGUGCUUUAUCCGCAAAGCCCCGACAUUUCACCUGCCAGAGGACAUGACCCAGCCAAUCAUAAUGGUUGGCCCCGGCAGUGGCAUCGCUCCCUUCCGCAGUUUCUGGCAACAGAGGAAAGUGGACAUGAAGAAACUGCCGCCUCCAAAAAGUGGAAGACGACAGGGCUGGGGUAAGAUGAUUCUCUACACAGGCUGUCGACAGAUCAACGUUGACGAUAUCUACAGGGACGAAAUCUCCAGAUCGAGGGCGAACGGGGUUCUCAGAAAGCACUACAUGGCGCUCUCAAGACAGCCACGUGUGCCCAAGAGAUACGUGCAAGACGUUCUUGUCAAGAACUCUAAGGAAGUGUACAAGGUUCUCAUGAAGAAAAGCGGCCAUCUUUACAUCUGUGGUGACGUCACAAUGGCGUCCGAUGUGUGCGCAGCCGUGCAGAGGAUCCUUCAGAAUUGCUCCUCCAUGUCGAACGCUGAGGCUAAGAAAGUUCUGCAGCAAUUAAAGGAAUCAAAUCGACUUCAUCAAGAUAUAUUUGGAGCACGACAGCCUUCAUCAUGUGCUGUCACAACAGAGUCAACACAUGGACACUGUUAA